Lodderomyces elongisporus is the source of this 1626-nucleotide messenger RNA. RefSeq lists its product as uncharacterized. Gene Ontology annotation, molecular function: homoserine O-acetyltransferase activity; L-serine O-acetyltransferase activity. The transcript has a single exon. Gene Ontology annotation, biological process: L-homoserine metabolic process. NCBI's taxonomy places the organism in Eukaryota, Fungi, Ascomycota, Pichiomycetes, Serinales, Debaryomycetaceae. The record is from RefSeq and is a predicted model, not a curated record. Gene Ontology annotation, cellular component: mitochondrion. Bases 1 to 1626 code for a protein of 541 amino acids.
AUGAAAUCCGCCAUGAGAGCAGCAUCUCCAUCGAGCUCAUUUCAUUUGCUUAAAAGUAAAUUGAAUUUUUCGCAGUCGAAACAAUUUUUAAGGACAUCAUCGAGUAAUCUACUACAACAACAACAACAUCAACAUCAACAGCAGCAGCAGCAGCAGCAAUGUUCGGCAUCUACAUCUAAACCGCAAUCGUCACAUGCCUCAAAUCCACAACUACUAUUUCCAUGUCUAGACAAGAGGGAGCAGAAAACAAAAGAUUUAACUAGUGGACAAUUGAAACCAAUUCAUAGCGCCAACAGCUUAGAGUCGGGCCCAGAACCAAGUUACGGAUUUGUUACUACCGGAUUUAAAACAUAUAAAUCGAAAAAGCCAAUUUUUUUGGACUAUGGUGGACACUUGCCAGAGUAUGAAAUAGCUUAUGAGACGUGGGGCAAAUUGAACCAAGACAAGUCCAACUUGGUCUUGAUCCAUACGGGUUUAUCUGCUUCAAGUCAUGCUAAAUCACAACCAGACAAUACCAAGCCGGGAUGGUGGGAGAAUUUUAUUGGGCCAGACAAGUUCAUUGAUACAAACAAGUUUUUCGUUGUGUGCACCAAUGUGCUUGGUGGUUGUUACGGAUCAACUGGACCCUCAUCAAUUGACCCAGCAAAUAACGAGCGAUAUGCCACUAGCUUUCCGAUUCUCUCAGUAAAUGAUAUGGUGCGUGCCCAAAGAGAGCUUGUGCGAGACGAAUUUCAAGUGCUGAAAAUCCAUGCUUCAGUGGGCGCUUCUAUGGGAGGAAUGCAAAGUUUGGCGUAUGCCUGGGAGUUCCCUGAUGAAGUAGAGAAGGUAAUUAGUAUAAGUGGAUGCGCUAGGUCGCACCCAUACUCAAUAGCUUUGAGACACACCCAAAGGCAAGUGUUGAUGAGUGACCCAAAUUGGAAUCGAGGAUUUUACUACGACAAUAUACCACCGCAUGUGGGUAUGAAGUUGGCCAGAGAAAUUGCUACAGUAACAUAUAGAUCCGGUCCUGAAUGGGAGUACCGUUUUGGUAGGUUCAGAGCAGACGAAUCGCGACCACCAGCGUUGUGCCCAGAUUUUCUUGUUGAAACGUAUUUGGAUCAUGCUGGAGAAAAAUUCUGUUUAGAGUAUGACGCAAACUCUUGGUUAUAUGUUUCCAAAGCAAUGGACUUGUUUGAUUUAAGUGAGAGUACUAGAAAAAAAGCUCAAGAAGUUCGAGAAAAAAGUGAGCAAGCAUACAAAAAUAACGCAGCUCAUAAUAUCAGGAAGCUAAAGGCAACUGCCCAAGAUAAUUCUUGUAGUGGAGUUGUACCAGAGGUGCCCUACAAGGAAAAAUCAACCCAUCCUACUAAACACACUGUCGAAGAGUCAUUAGAGGAUUUGAAACGAGGAAUGAGAAAAAUGGCAAACAAGGAUGUAUUGGUGGUGGGAGUCGAGUCAGACAUCCUUUUCCCUGUUUGGCAACAACGGGAAAUUGCCAAUGUGCUCACUACUAAUCCAGACAAUUUAACCGGCCGCAUUGAAUACUUUGAGUUGGGAACUGAUAUUUCCAACUAUGGUCACGAUACAUUUCUUCUCAGCUUAAACGAUAUUGGAAAACCUGUCAAAGCAUUUUUAGAGUCUAGUUAG